AUGUCGUCCACAGCGUUCAUCAUCCCCGUCGACCCGAAACAGCCCUCGUCCAAGGCCAUUCCCAGCCUUGACCUCGGCAGGCUGUGGUCUGCCGUCCCCUCGGGGCCCUCUGCGCCAAAGGUCGGCACGACCAGGAUAUUCUAUAACACGCCGGCGGAGAAGGACGCGUCGAACGUAACCGCGCUUGCGUCCUUGGGUGAUACCUUCUCAGAAAAGACCGGCGAUGCGAGGAAAGAGUUAGUCCGGAAGGCCGUCGGGAGCGCUGUGAAGAAAGUGAAGGAGCUCGGCGAGGGCCUGAACGAGGUCGCUAUUGAUGCAUCUAUUGACCCCCAUGCAUCCGCCGUCGCGGCCCAUCUAGCGGCGUAUAAAUUCUCGCUCAAGACUGAGGGUCCGAAUGUAUACAAGCCAGAGUCAGGAACCCAUCCUCCAGAGCCGCUGACAUUCCACCCGCUCGCAAGCUCGAAGGAAUGGGACACGGGCGUGAUAUACGCCAAAGCCCAGAACCUUGCUCGGACCCUGAUGGAGCUCCCCGCGAAUAUCUGUACACCCACCUCCUUCACCGAGCGGGUCAAAGCCGAAUUCGCCUCCGUCAAGAACGUCGAAAUCAUCGUGCACGACGAAGCGUGGGCAAAGGAGAAAGGCAUGAAUACCUUCCUUUCGGUUACCAAGGGUACCGACGAACCUGCAAAGUUCCUCGAGAUUCACUAUAAGGGCGGCGCGCCCGAUGCCCAGCCCAUCGCGUUCGUGGGCAAGGGCAUCACCUUCGACUCCGGAGGAAUCAGCUUGAAGCCGUCAGCGGACAUGAAACUGAUGCGUGGAGACAUGGGCGGAGCCGCGACCGUCUGCGCAGCUGCUCUUGCCAUCGCGCAGCUGCAGCUACCAGUCAACCUCGUUGUGGUCACUCCGCUGUGUGAGAACCUGCCCGGGCCGAGUGCGAACAAGCCAGGUGACGUUGUAUACGGCAUGAACGGCAAGUCGAUCGAGAUCGACAACACAGACGCCGAGGGCCGCCUCAUCCUCGCUGAUGCGCUGUACUACACUUCUACCGUGUACAAACCCCACACCCUCAUCGACUCCGCCACGUUGACCGGGGCGAUGGAAAUCGCCCUGGGAGAGGUGUUCUCUGGUGUCUUCUCGACGUCAGACUCGCUCUGGGAAGAGCUGCGCGCCGCCGGCGAAGCCGAGUACGACCGCUUCUGGCGUAUGCCGCUCGACGCGGACUACGCGCCGCAGAUCGCGCGGUCCAACGCGGACUUGUGCAACACUGGCGGAAAGCCGGCGGGGAGCUGCACGGCAGCGCUUUUCUUGCAGGCGUUUGUCGAGGGUAUCGAGGCCAAGGAUGGGAAGGAGCCAAGCCUGAGAUGGGCUCACAUCGACAUUGCUGGCUCGAUGGAGGCUACGAGGCCUACGCCGUACUUGGAGACCGGGAUGACUGGUCGCCCUGUUCGGGCUUUGGUCGAGUUUGUCAGGCGUCUGUCGCAGCAGUGA
Gloeophyllum trabeum ATCC 11539 is the source of this 1488-nucleotide messenger RNA. RefSeq lists its product as uncharacterized. Lineage: Eukaryota; Fungi; Basidiomycota; Agaricomycetes; Gloeophyllales; Gloeophyllaceae. Gene Ontology annotation, molecular function: manganese ion binding; metalloaminopeptidase activity. Gene Ontology annotation, biological process: proteolysis. Gene Ontology annotation, cellular component: cytoplasm. The transcript is spliced from 17 exons. The record is from RefSeq and is a predicted model, not a curated record. The coding region runs from base 1 to 1488 and encodes 495 amino acids.